Messenger RNA from Tremella mesenterica DSM 1558, 954 nucleotides. RefSeq lists its product as uncharacterized. The coding region runs from base 1 to 954 and encodes 317 amino acids. The transcript has 5 exons. Gene Ontology annotation, cellular component: small-subunit processome; nucleolus. Gene Ontology annotation, biological process: rRNA processing. NCBI's taxonomy places the organism in Eukaryota, Fungi, Basidiomycota, Tremellomycetes, Tremellales, Tremellaceae. The record is from RefSeq and is a predicted model, not a curated record.
AUGUCAGCCUCAACAUUGAGAAACUCCCUCGCCAGACGUAAUCACAAAGAACGAGCUCAACCACUUCAUCGUACUCGUCUUGGUCUUCUUGAAAAACAUAAAGAUUAUGUUCAUCGAGCUAGAGACUAUAGGUCUAAACAAGAUCGUAUACGUAAACUCCGAGAGAAAGCAGCUUUUAGAAAUAAAGAUGAGUUUUACUGGGGUAUGGUCAAAGGUAAGACUGUGGAAGGUGUUGCCGUAGGUGAUAGAGGAAAUAAAGCCUUGGAUGCGGAUUUGGUGAAGAUUUUGAAAACGCAGGAUAUGGGGUAUGUGAGAGUACAGAUCGCACAGGAUGAAAAGAAAAUCUCCAAAUUGAGAAGGGAAUUAGAGGUGAUCACCCCUCCCGGUGGAUCAGAUUCAGAUUGGGAUGCUGCUGCCGAGUUGGCGGAAGUUGAGAAACUCGCGGAGAUGGGAAUCGUCAUAAAGGCUCGAGAAGACGGAGGAGAGAGGAAAAGAAAAGGAAAGGGAAAGGAUUUACCUUCGGGUCACGUCGUCUUUGCUGAGAGACAAGAGGAAUUUGAUUCGUACAAUCCCAACCACUCACAACCAAAAUCCCCUGUACUUGAAGAAGAACUCGCAGAAGACUUAGGGUGGAUCGAGACCGUUGAUACUUCGAAUAAGACAAAGAAAACUUCUGUUUCACAUCCCGUUCCAAGCGAAGAAUUGGAAGAAGAUGCCAGAGAACAUCGUCUAUCACUUCUUAUAUCCCUCUCCGCAUUGCUCAGACGAGUACGUCUUCUUCGUCAAGCCGAAUCUCGACUGCACAUCACCAAAGCUCUCAUGGGGAAAGGGGCUUCGAGGAAAGUACGUGAAGCUCAAUGGGUUGAAGAUGAUACACAACCUGAAGAUCGGAAUGGGGAACGGAAAAGAUGGGAGGGAAAAAUGUGGAAGUGGAAAGCGGAGAGACGGCGAUGA